Molecule: messenger RNA, 955 nt
Organism: Echinops telfairi (small Madagascar hedgehog)
Lineage: Eukaryota; Metazoa; Chordata; Mammalia; Afrosoricida; Tenrecidae
Source: the annotation of a RefSeq genome assembly
AUGUUUAUUAUUAAUCUCUUAUCACUGAUUGUUCCUAUCCUCCUAGCAGUAGCUUUCCUUACACUUCUUGAACGAAAAGUACUAGGAUAUAUGCAACUUCGUAAAGGCCCUAACGUUGUUGGCCCAUAUGGGCUCUUUCAACCAUUCGCUGACGCAAUCAAACUAUUUACUAAAGAACCGCUACGCCCAAUGACUUCAUCUAUAACUAUAUUUUUACUUGCCCCAAUCCUAGCGUUAUCCCUAGCUCUUACACUGUGGGUUCCUCUACCAAUACCUCAUUCCCUUGUUAAUCUUAACCUAAGCCUCUUAUUCAUCUUAGCCAUAUCUAGCCUAGCUGUCUACUCUAUUCUAUGAUCAGGAUGAGCAUCUAACUCCAACUAUGCUUUAAUUGGCGCACUCCGAGCAGUCGCCCAAACAAUCUCUUAUGAAGUCUCUCUAGCUAUUAUUCUGCUAUCAGUGAUAUUAUUUAAUGGUUCAUUCUCUUUGUCCUCCCUCACUAUUACUCAAGAACAUUUAUGGCUGCUAGUCCCCUCAUGACCCCUAGCAAUAAUAUGAUUCAUCUCAACACUAGCAGAAACUAACCGGGCCCCAUUUGACCUAACAGAAGGGGAAUCAGAAUUAGUUUCAGGCUUUAACGUUGAAUAUGCAGCAGGGCCCUUCGCUCUAUUUUCCUUUGCAGAGUACGCUAACAUCAUUAUAAUGAAUGCUCUAACCACUAUUCUAUUUAUAGGGGCUUUUCAUAAUAUAUCUGUUACAGAAAUUUACACGUUAAAUUUUAUUACAAAAACACUACUUCUCACUAUACUAUUUUUAUGAGUUCGAGCAUCAUACCCUCGAUUUCGAUAUGAUCAACUAAUACAUUUAUUAUGAAAAAACUUCUUACCAAUAACCUUAGCCCUAUGCAUAUGAUACAUCUCCAUCCCUGUUAUAUUAGCUAGCAUCCCCCCUCAAAUAU